GCCUUUUGUGAAACUUUUGUACUUAAUUUGAAUGACAGGUCUAUUAAUAUACAAAAAUCGAUUUUGUGAUUCGUUCGGGCAAGGACGACAUCAUUGUUUUACAUUAUGUGAUUUUAGACUUAUUGGCACGGUUUUAUUUGUUUUCGGUAUAUAAUUAAAAAUACAUAAACACCGCACAUCGAUAUCAGGAACAUCCGCUAAUGCAUUUAAGUUAAUCAUCAGUCCUUGACCAAAAAAGGAUUUGACUAAUGAUUUUCCACUAACAAAAGCAGUUGUCUUCAAAAUGUAUAACGGUAAUGACGUGAAAAAUACUGUUAAAGAAGUGGAUUUUGUGAAACUUGAUAAGAAAGAUGUCGGUCAACUUAGGGCUUUCUACGCGACCGCUGCAGUUUCAAAUGCUGCUGGCAUUUGGAAGAAAUCCGUAUCUAUCAAAUCUCCCAAAUCUGGAAGAAUAUUUGGCAGGAAAUCUAAAGAAGAAAAAAGCAAUGGCUUCUUCUCUAGACUCUUUGAAAAGAAAGUUAAAAUAUCAGAUUUUACGUAUCAACAAUCUAAUGUGCGAAAAGAGACUAGUUAUAAACCUUUCUGGGCUACCACAGUUGUGCAGCCAAAUGAAAAGGGUAUAGAAGAAAGUGUAAACAAAGAAACAUCAACAGUUGUAGAACAAAGCAACGUUAUGAGGAAUAAAGCGAUGGUCUUUGAGAAGGCAACUCUAGGGUCGCCUAAAGUUGUCCUUACAAAUAGACAAGAGAAUGUUAAAAAUAGGCCGGAGAAAAAAGUAGUGGAGAAAAAGUGGUCGUCAGUGGAAGCGAGUCAGGAUAAUGCGUUGAGGAUGCCCCCCUUUUAUAAGGGGAGCAAAAUGAGAAUGCCUACGGGCGAACAGUUAUUUUGGCUCGGCGAAACUCGGCCAUCUUCGUACGGGCCAGCAACGUACCAAGAUUUCAAGGAGAUCCGGUCCCGUUGCCUCUCUGAAGGCAGAUUGUUUGAAGAUCCUGAGUUCCCAGCUAUAGAUCGAAGCUUGUACUAUAAGGAGCGGUUGGAUCGUCCUAUAACCUGGCUUAGGCCUAGUGAAAUAUGCGACGAUCCUCAACUAUUCGUGGAAGGUUACAGCCGCUUCGAUGUACAACAGGGCGAGCUGGGCGAUUGCUGGCUGCUAGCUGCUGUCGCAAAUCUAACGCUACACAGAAAAUUGUUCUUCCAAGUGGUGCCGGAUGAUCAGAGCUUCGAUGAAGAGUACGCUGGUGUCUUCCACUUCCGAUUCUGGCAAUAUGGGCGAUGGGUGGACGUAGUGAUCGACGACCGUCUGCCCACAUACCGCGGCAAACUGGUGUUCCUCCACUCUUCGGAAACUAAUGAGUUCUGGAGCGCCUUACUCGAGAAGGCUUAUGCCAAGCUACACGGCUCGUACGAAGCCCUAAAAGGCGGUUCAACAUGCGAGGCCAUGGAAGACUUCACCGGCGGCGUGACGGAAAUGUACGAGAUGACGGAACUGCCGCCUAACUUCUACACCAUCUUGCUCAAGGCUUAUGAGAGGAACUCGCUCAUGGGAUGCAGUAUCGAGCCGGACCCACAUAUCCUGGAAGCUGAGACUCCCCAGGGCCUGAUUCGAGGUCACGCCUACUCAAUCACGCGCGUCAAAUACGUCGACAUAGAGACACCAGGUCGCCAGGGAAAGAUACCUCUACUCCGCAUGAGGAACCCGUGGGGUAAUGAAGCCGAGUGGAACGGACCUUGGAGCGACAAGUCUCCAGAAUGGCGCUACAUCCCCGAAUCCGAAAAACAAGAGUUGGGUCUGACCUUCGACGAUGACGGCGAAUUCUGGAUGUCUUUCAAGGACUUCUGCACACACUUCUCAAGAGUGGAGAUCUGCAAUUUGAACCCUGACUCUAUGGACCCCGAAGAGUGCCCGGAGGGCUGCACCAAGAAAUGGGAGAUGUCUGUGUUCGAAGGAGAGUGGGUGCGAGGUGUCACUGCCGGCGGUUGCCGUAACUACUUGGAGUCGUUCUGGCGUAAUCCGCAGUACACUGUCACUCUGACUGACGUCGAUGAAGAUGACGACGACAACAAAUGUACUAUAAUCGUGGCCCUCAUGCAAAAGAACCGUCGCUCGCAACGCCACCAAGGCCUUGAGUGUCUCACGAUCGGGUUCGCGGUCUAUCGACUUCCGGACUACGGGCACGUGCCCAAACCAUUGGACAUCAACUUCUUCAAGUACAACGCCUCUGUCGGGAGAUCGCAGGCGUUCAUCAACCUGAGAGAAGUUAGCGCCAGAUUCAAGUUGCCUCCCGGUACGUACGUGAUUGUGCCUUCCACCUUCGAGCCUGAUGAAGAGGGAGAGUUCCUAGUGAGAGUGUUCUCUGAGAAGUCCAAUAACAUGGCUGAAAACGACGAAGAUGUGGGUAUGGGCGAAGUUGAUGACAGGGUGAAAGAAAUAGCCCCGAAUCCGGAGCCGACGGACCCGAUCCGCGAGUUCUUCAACCGGCUUGCCGGCGCCGACGGAGAGGUGGACUGGCAGGAGCUCAAGGAGAUCCUGGAUUACGCCAUGAGGGAAGAGACGGCCAUGCGGCAAGGCGCCGCGUACGACGGCGGGGGAGGCGGGGUGCCGGGAGGGGGCACGGGGGCCCCCGCGGAGCAGAGCUGUCUCGAGCAGCUGUUGUGUGCCCUCUGCACUCCCAUCUGCAAGGAAGUCGGCAUCGACCUGCAGCAGGUGCACAACCAGGAACAGGUGCAUCUGACGCAGCCGCAGGUUAACGGUGGACAAGAGCUCAAAGGCCAAGGAUUCUCCAAAGAUGUGUGCCGAAGCAUGAUCGCGAUGCUCGACAAGGAUAACUCUGGCGGCCUUGGUUUCGAAGAGUUCAAGUCACUGUGGAUUGAUCUGCGUAACUGGAGGGCUGUCUUCCGCCUAUACGACACUGAAGGCCGUGGCGCCAUCCCUGCCUACCAUCUGCGCGACGCCAUCCAUUCGGCUGGUUACACCGUCAACGCACACACACUCAACGUACUUGCACACAGAUACGGCGGCCAAGACGGAUACAUCCAAUUUGAUGACUUCAUAAUGUGUUCCGUGCGACUCAAGACCAUGAUCGCUAACAACGAGCCCGUCGAGAAUCUCGAACGCGAGUUACAGUUCAACCCGUGAGCCGAAGGAAUCCUCGCGCAAGGACAAAGAAAAACGUUCAAGGGCAGAUCAUCAGGCGGUGAAUACGCUACGUUCUCGCUCGACGAUUGGCUGAAUCGCACAGUUUAUUCAUAGGGAAAUAUGCCUUAAUACGUACUUUAAGGACUAAGCUUAAAGAGUACAUCGUACAAUAGGCCGCCAUCUUGUAAUGGCGUCUGCCGAAAACCUAUAUGUCGACUUCCAUGCCUGUAUUUGGUAUCAAUAAAAUGGCCUAAAAUAUACUUACAUUAUUCAAUAUUACAUUGUUACUAAAAAAAUCUAAAUUUAAAACUCAUGUAAUAUGAAGAAUUACUGUGUACUCUUUAAGACAUGCAUAUUAUUAUGUACAAGUUUUCUUCCAAUACCUCAAUGUUAUUACGAUAAUUUUACGAAUGUAGAUAUGUCUAUAGCAUCACUUUUAUAAUUUAACGAAAUAUAUUAUAACCCAUAUGUAAUAUAUACCUAUGCUAAUGCCUUAAAUACUGAUAGAAAAGCAUUUUAACUUUUAUAAUAAUACAUAUUACAUAAUACUUUCUAAAAUAUGUGAUGCUAUAGUUAUAUUAGUGAUUUCGUCAACCAACUAAAAUUAAUGUUUAAAUUAAACGAUAUACUAAAUAAGCUUUAAUCGGUGAUAAUCUAAGUCACAAAAUAACUUUCUUUAUAUCGAUGUAUUUCUGUGUAUUUCUUCACUUUUAAAAAUGGCAUUUAACAUUCAAAAGUUUUUUAAAUUGUAAUAUUUAACUUCAUUUCAAGAUGCUUUAUUUAUUUUAUUUUUUCGUAAAUAUAUUUUGAAUUAUCUAACAGGUAAUAAUCGGAAUCCGUCGCUAUAUAUAGAAAUAGAUAGAUGUGAGAUUUACAGAGAUAAUAAACUAAUUUUAUAGCUACAUAUUACAAUCAGUAUUUUUCACCACCGAUGCCCAUUCCAGAGAAUUAGGUAUAUUUUUCGUAAACGCUGUGCGAUCAGUCGUAUCACUCAUGGUUAAUUUUAUUUCAAUAUUUAUUGUUGUUGCACCAUUAUGACAUUUUCAAUGCAUUUUAUUGAUUAUAUUUUGUAUUUGUCGAUUUUUAUUUUUGAUGUAAAACUUCAGAUCUGAAUAAAGUAUGUUUUUUAUUCAUCA
Leguminivora glycinivorella is the source of this 4272-nucleotide messenger RNA. It is a transcript of the gene CalpA, whose product is annotated as calpain-B. Gene Ontology annotation, molecular function: calcium-dependent cysteine-type endopeptidase activity; calcium ion binding. Gene Ontology annotation, biological process: proteolysis. The record is from RefSeq and is a predicted model, not a curated record. The transcript has 20 exons. Gene Ontology annotation, cellular component: cytoplasm. Lineage: Eukaryota; Metazoa; Arthropoda; Insecta; Lepidoptera; Tortricidae. Bases 284 to 3136 code for a protein of 950 amino acids.